AUGUUCGAACCAGACCUCAGGGAGAAUGAGUUCUUCCUGGAGGAAGCAAAAAGUGCUCUUCAUGAGGUGCGGAUUACGGAAUUCACCAUUCUAAUGCGCGGCUUCAAUGUGCAUGCAGAAGCAGCGAUUGAAAAAUCGAAAUGUGUCAUUGGAAAGAACGACUCUGGCGACCUCAACAACAAAGGCUUGAAGCUGGUUGUCUUUUCGGCAAACAACGGUCUUCUGUCAUGA
Molecule: messenger RNA, 231 nt
Organism: Soboliphyme baturini
Lineage: Eukaryota; Metazoa; Nematoda; Enoplea; Dioctophymatida; Soboliphymatidae
Source: the annotation of a GenBank genome assembly